AUGCAAUACACCCUUCUUUUUGCUGGUCUUGCCGGCUUCACUCUUGCCUCUCCAGCUGCAAAGCGGGAUACCUGCUCCGAUGCAUGCUAUAAUGCUUACAACACCUGCCGCGGACAGCCAGACGCCAAUUUCUCCACUUGUGCUUCCAACUAUGCCACUUGCCUAGGCUAUAGCCCUUUCAACUCUGAGGGAUCACUCGUUACCCCAACCGCUUGCUCUAUCACUGCGUCUGCCACUGCUUCCGCCUCUGUUUCCGCCUCCGCUUCCAAUUCCUCUUCCGCCUCUGCUACUGCAUCUGCUACAGGGAAUAGAGACACCUGCUCACAGGAGUGCACGGACGCUUACAAUACCUGCCGCGGUCAACCUGAUGCCAACCGCGCUGCCUGCGCUUCUGACUAUGCUACAUGCUUGGGUUAUAGUCCAUUCGACGCCAGCGGGUCGCUCGUUACACCAACUGCUUGUUCAAUCACUACUUCUCCUACCGCUUCUGCUACCUCUAACUCAAGCGCCACGCCGGACGCCUGCGCGCAAAAAUGUGCAGAAGCUUUGAGCACCUGUCAAACCAAUCCCGACUCCAACAAAGCCACUUGCGCUUCCGAAUAUGCCACCUGCUUGGGAUACAACCCUUACAGUCCCAGCUUUGUGGCUCCUACCGCUUGCUCCACUAACAACGGAUCUGUCGCAUACACCACAGAGGUUGUCACUGCUUUGACGACUUACUGCCCGGCACCCACAACUCUGGUGGUCAACUCUCAGACUUACACGGUCUCCUCAGCAACUACCCUCACCAUCACUGACUGCCCUUGCACCAUAACUACGGCUCUUGUGUCCAGUACGAAUACGGCUUCAGUGACUAAUCCUCCCCUUUAUAGCACUAGCGAGGCGACUGGCACUGGUGCUGUUUAUCCUACCACUACCACUCCUGGUAUCGCUGUCACCGCCGCAGCUGGUGUUGUCAAGCCUAUCAUGGGUUUGAUCGCCCUGGGUGCAGUCGCUCUGAUCUAA
Truncatella angustata is the source of this 1005-nucleotide messenger RNA. RefSeq lists its product as uncharacterized. Gene Ontology annotation, cellular component: fungal-type cell wall. Gene Ontology annotation, biological process: fungal-type cell wall organization. Lineage: Eukaryota; Fungi; Ascomycota; Sordariomycetes; Amphisphaeriales; Sporocadaceae. The transcript has a single exon. Bases 1 to 1005 code for a protein of 334 amino acids. The record is from RefSeq and is a predicted model, not a curated record. Gene Ontology annotation, molecular function: structural constituent of cell wall.